AGACAAGACAUUACAUGUACCACUGCAAAUGACCACAUCGAUUCUCCUGUUCCGCCAGCAUUGGAAACGCCGACUUUGCAACGCUUUUCCCCAACAGCAAUCUCCGACACAAACAAUCUGAGCUCCACAGAGAAAGACAGGUUAUUUCCCCCAAGUCUUAACUCAUCAUUUUAUUUAUCUCCACCUUCUUUAUCUCCAAUUACAGAUAGGAUAAACGAUUCAAAUUUAGACAAACAGCCACCAGUAUUAUCACCUGUCCGAUUAAGGUCUAACGUGCGACCCCCUAAAAAGUUUACACCAAGUGAUUAUGUCAGGGCUCGUAAGCAAAUUUUUCCGGAAACAGAAAAUGUAAACCAAAAGCAAUUCACUGAUUUCCCUUACUUCAUUCAGCGUCAUAUUUUAUCCUUUGUAAUAUACAAAAAAUUUAACAUGUUUUUGACUUUAAUAAGGGUUUCAACACACUUCAAGCAAAUGCUAGGCACCCUUCAUAAAUUGUGUCCUAAAGUAUACUUAAAUGAAAAUGUCAUGAUUUUAUUGGAAGGUAGGUCAGUAUUCGCAGAGGGCGUAAGGCACAACUGGUCUGUUCGUCAGUUGGGCCGUGUGUCGGGUUCGGGUAGUGGAGUAAUGAUGGAAUUACGGAAUAUAUUGCGACCGAUUUCUUCCCGGUGGAUUAAUGGUUACAUCGAGAUACUGGCAACAGCAAUCGCCGGAUGGUAUUAUAUUGUCGAUUUUAAAUUUAAAAAGUAACGGAUAAAACGUGAAAAAUAUCCUUGUAUAUACGCGUUCAAUAUCGUGCUUAUUAAUUUAUUAAUUUUCAAACACUGUCAGUAUAUGGUGGUAUGGCCUUUUUUCUCUGAUCAGGCUUCCAGUUGGAGCCACCAUUCGCGCCAAACACAUCAUUAGGGAAAAUGUGGUACGACCUGUCUCCUUAUGAGCUGGUUUCCAGUUGGAGCCACAUUCGCGCAAAUCUAGG
Saccostrea cuccullata (small rock oyster) is the source of this 973-nucleotide messenger RNA. RefSeq lists its product as uncharacterized. The transcript has a single exon. NCBI's taxonomy places the organism in Eukaryota, Metazoa, Mollusca, Bivalvia, Ostreida, Ostreidae. The annotation marks the transcript as partial. The record is from RefSeq and is a predicted model, not a curated record.